Molecule: messenger RNA, 3033 nt
Organism: Notolabrus celidotus (New Zealand spotty)
Lineage: Eukaryota; Metazoa; Chordata; Actinopteri; Labriformes; Labridae
Gene: cdk5r2b
Product: cyclin-dependent kinase 5, regulatory subunit 2b (p39)
Exons: 1
Coding region: 356-1252 (298 amino acids)
Biological process (GO): brain development; positive regulation of cyclin-dependent protein serine/threonine kinase activity; activation of protein kinase activity
Cellular component (GO): protein kinase 5 complex; cytoplasm
Molecular function (GO): protein kinase binding; cyclin-dependent protein serine/threonine kinase activator activity
Source: RefSeq, a predicted model, not a curated record
UUGGCUCUCUCAUUGGCUGGCUCUGCUGUCAGUCGGGUACUGCAGUCUGUGGUUCGCUUAAGCGCUUCACUUACGCAAGGCGACUAAUCUUGGUUGAAGGUACAGCUUUAGGAUUGUGUCGCAGCGUCUCCCCCCCAUGACGCGCUGACAGAGCAUCUGCUGGAAUACAACCUCAGUCUGGGAACCAGCUCCAUCUCCGUCCCUCAUCACCCAGGGGCGACCACACGGAGCAUCUAAACGUGUAAAUGGAGUUUCAGUCGUGGUCGUGACUGUCGUUCACCGCCUCUCACCCUGCAGAAGACUGCGUUGAGGUUGCAGCAGCAUCCAUACCACCGCGGCUCUCUCCGUUGCAGUCAUGGGUACCGUGCUCUCGAUAUCACCGGCGUCAAAGAGGGCGUCGAUUAUGGACGCUGAGGGCGCAGGUGAUGGAUUCAAACCUGACAAGGGCCUCAAGCGGCACUCGAUGUUCGUGGCUCUUUCCUGGAAAAAGCUGGUGGCCAGUUCGGCCAAGAAGAGUGCCAAGAAAGUGACCCCGAACCCGCUGCCCACGCGCGAUCUCCCGUACACCCAAAUCUCUCAGCUCAACAGCGUCAAUAACAGGAAAACGCACCAAAACGAAGAGAAGAAACCCAAGGCACCGAUCCCGGUCCCGGUGCCCACUGUACCCACUGCUCCUAAGCAGAAUAACGAGAUUGUCCUUCAAAACGGGAGGCUUUCCUCCGUGCAGAAGCAACCCAGCAGCCAGUCUCUUGCGUCGCCGAGGCGGGUUAUUAUUCAGGCUUCAACAGGGGAGCUGCUGCGCUGUUUGGGGAACUUCGUGUGCCGCAGGUGUUUUAAACUGAAAGACUUGAACAGUGGGGAGGUGAUCCUCUGGUUCCGGAACAUUGACCGGACUCUUUUGCUGCAGGGCUGGCAAGAUCAAGGCUUCAUCACGCCGGCUAACGUGGUGUUCGUGUACCUGUUGUGCGAAGACACGAUAGAGGACAGCAUCGCCAGCUCGGCAGAGCUGCAGGGCACCUUUCAGACUUGCCUUUACCUCGCCUACUCCUACAUGGGCAACGAGAUCUCCUACCCACUCAAGCCGUUCAUGAUCGAGGCGAACAAAGACGUUUUCUGGGAGAACGCGCUCCGGAUCAUCAGCAGGCUGAGUGCCAAAAUGCUGCAGCUCAAUGCAGACCCGCACUUUUUCACCGAGGUCUUCCAGGAUCUCAAAAACCAGCGAGAAAGCAGCGAGUCAAAUCUGGACCGCUGACAUGCAGACGAACAAGAAACUGGUGUUUUCUAAGAAGAUGAUUGUUUUGCAAAACCACAUUAGGGUGGUUUUGAAUGUAUAAGCCAGAGGGCUUCUCACGUCUGGGCUGAUUCUCUCUCAUAAUAUAACUUAUGUGGUGUUUAGGCUACAGUAGGAGAUUUCAUAACUGCAUGCCAAUGGUAUAUUGUCCUCUUUUGUCUCUUUCCCUGAGUGGCAGAGGGAUUUCAUUCAUGAUUAGCCCUGUUUGUGGGUCAGUAAGAGGAUGUCGCAGUGAGGUGAGCUUCUAGGCCGGACCAGAAUAGAUGUAUGCGUGUGUUUGUGUGUUUGUGCAGAGUUGAGAAAGGCGGAGCUGUCCGAGGUGCUGACCUGUGAAGCCACUUCUCCUCCCUCCACUGCUAUUUGAGUCCCCUCGCCACAACAGAGUCAAGCGUGGCUUAAGAGGACAGAAAUAAGCCCAGUACACUUUCAGCACAUAAGCCUAAGCCUCCCAGGUAUAGAGGUAGACGCUAUAGGCCUACAUUGUGCUUUUUGAAAUACUCUGCAUGCUGUUUAACAUGCAACUCCAUCGGAAACAUGUUUCUUUAUGAGAACAAUGCAUUCUUCUUGGUAUACAUGUAGAUAUUUUAGGAGUACCAGAGAUAAAAAGGGAUAUCUUUCAUGCUGUGUGGGGCUAUCUUUGCACCUGGAUGGGAAAUUCUGUUUUUAAGCUCCUUUUAUGUAAUGAAAACCAUACAUUUAUACAUAAAAUACCUUAUUGUGAAUUGAAUUAGCUUGUUUUUGCCUACCAACAUGAUCCAUGGCAGGUAUGUUACCUGUCAGUAGGCAGUUGAACAUAAAGGUAAGGUAGGGGCAGUAAUGCAAAUUUGGUAAAGGGAGUAUCUUCCCCUUGGAAUGUGAUUAUCUGCACUAAAUGCAACCAGGGCAUCUGUUGUGUAUUGGUUCCCAAUGCAUUGCAGAGGCCUGUAUAAAUAGAGACUAAAUGGAAUGUAAAGGGUUUUUUUUAUGUAAUAUGUGCCAACUAUGAAAUGCUUUGGCCUGGGAUUGUAUGGUUUACAUGUAAAUAUUCCAAAUUUGAAAUAAGCUCUUUAUUUUAUUGUCUUUGCCUGUUUUGGAGGAGGCCGUGUUUGAUGUUGUUCAUGCACAACACAAAACAAAUAGAGCUUAUUUUGGGCCUGCUCUGUGAAUGUGCUGUGGUACUCAGUUUACUGGGUCCAGUUCUCUUUCAGUCAACGAAGAAAGAAUGUCUCCUCAGUGUAAAUAUUGAAUGUGAAUGUCUCAUACUAAGUAACAGAAGAAUAUCAUUUGCACAUAUCAUCGCGUUCUCUAUAAGCUAAAACUCUGAAAACAAGCUUAUAGGACAAACCUGACAGUUAUUAUUCAGUAUUAAGUGAUCAUCGUGAUGUGUUGUGCUACCAUUGCUUGGAAAGUUGAAUAUAAUGCUGCUAUUUUGCACAGCUGUGAACAAACUUUUGAUGUUUUGCACAGUGGUAUGACAUAAUGCUCGUGCACCAGUGUUAACUUGAAGGCACUGGAAUGUUUGCCAUUACGUUUGUAGUUAAUGUCGGCAAGUCUCGCUCUGGAUAAUCAUAUGUGAAUUCAAUCUUUUGUACAGCUCAUUUUUCAUAUAUGUCAGCUGGAAAGUGAUAUCUAGAUGUGUGUGUUGUCUGUGGUGUUGCACCACAGUUGCAUUCACUCUUGCUACAUGUUAAAUAAAAAAAAAAGACCAGUGCAGUAACUGUUUAUGGUGACCAUGAUGAAAUAAAUCCAAACUCAUGUAGGAA